AUGGCCUCCACAGGGUUUUUCGGUCUCAAGCGCCAUAAUAAUUGGAAACAGAAGUGGGGUGUGAAUGGCCCAGAAGAGCAGACAGAUGCGGUCAUCAUCGUCGGCAACAUCAGAAUCCCGGUGCACAAUACGAUCUUGGCGGCCGGUAGUCAAUAUUAUCGCCAGUGGCUCGCUAUCCGGCCGCGAAAGACCGAGAUCCCCGAAAUCCAGCUCCAUUACGUCAAUGUCCACACCGCCUGGAGAGCAAUAGAGCUGCUAUACUGCCAGAGCUACACACUCAAGCCCUGUCCGUAUGCCGAGCAACCUGAUAAUAGAGGGCCCCUAGAUCAGAGGGCUGCCAUCUAUCAAUUAUCCGAGUACCUCGGCUUAUCACAGAAUUUGCAGGAUAUCGCGUUCGACUAUUAUCGGCGAGCGGUGGAGAAAGACUGGGAGAUCGAGGAUUUCUUGACCUCCAUAAACGUCAUAUUAAACCCUGUUCUGCAGUUGGACGUCUUGGUGUCCGCCCAGAAAGAUGAAUUGCGGGAGAAUCGAAUUGUGGUUUUAAUGUUCCAUCACCUUCACAAGAGACGGGUUCUUUUUAAGAAUGACUAUCUCCUGACCUUGCAUCUACAGACUUCACAAUUCUUCAUGGACCUGUUUGUGCGCUCCUGGGCAAGUUAUGGUCGCAAUUGA
This is a messenger RNA of Aspergillus homomorphus CBS 101889, 672 nucleotides long. Its product is annotated as BTB/POZ domain-containing protein. The transcript has 2 exons. Lineage: Eukaryota; Fungi; Ascomycota; Eurotiomycetes; Eurotiales; Aspergillaceae. The record is from RefSeq and is a predicted model, not a curated record. Bases 1 to 672 code for a protein of 223 amino acids. Gene Ontology annotation, molecular function: protein binding.